GGCAGCAACCCGUUGAAGCUCAGUAGCUGCUGGCAACGCAUUGGAUGCAGUUAGGGCAAUGGCAAUGGAUGACUAUGACGAUGACAGGAGCAGCGUGGGCAUAACCACUGCACAUAUUGAGAAUCAACAGCAUCAGCAGCAUCAUGGGCAUGGCCACCAGCAGGGGCAGUUCAGUAGUGGCGCUGUCAAGGUGGGCGGCUGGCGUUACGAAGAUGCGAGUCGCUACAUUGGUGAGUGGAACCAACUUGGUCAGAAGCAUGGUAUAGGCCAUCUGCAAUUAGCUGAUGGCACUCGUUACGACGGCCAAUUUCAAGAGGGUCUAAGCCAGGGCCUGGGCUGUCUCUGGUUUCCUGAUGGCGCCAAAUACGAGGGUGAAUUCCAUCAGGGCUGGUUUCAUGGAAACGGCAUCUUUUGGCGCUCUGAUGGCAUGAAAUACGAGGGUGAGUUUCGUGGUGGCAAAAUCUGGGGAAUGGGACUGUUAACCUUUCAGGACUUUACUCAUGGAUUUCCGCGCAACGAAGGCUUCUUUCAGGACUGCCGCUUCAUGCGCAAACGUCGCUGCCCGGAGGUAGUGCAACGAGCCCAAAAAUGUGCACUCUUGGCACGUUCUCAAAGCGAUCAUCCUUACUAAAUAGCAGUUUUUCAAUAAAUAAAUAACCUAAAUGUUUGUUACAAGCUU
Molecule: messenger RNA, 679 nt
Organism: Drosophila busckii
Lineage: Eukaryota; Metazoa; Arthropoda; Insecta; Diptera; Drosophilidae
Gene: rtp
Product: MORN repeat-containing protein 4 homolog
Exons: 3
Coding region: 59-631 (190 amino acids)
Source: RefSeq, a predicted model, not a curated record